AUGGAUUUAGUCAACCACUUGACCGAUAGAUUGCUGUUUGCCAUCCCCAAGAAGGGACGUCUUAAUGAAAGAGCCGUUUCCAUUUUGAAGGGCUCCGACAUCAGAUUCCACCGCUCCCAGCGUCUGGAUAUCGCUUUGUCGACCAACAUGCCAGUUGCUCUAAUUUUCUUGCCAGCUUCGGAUAUCCCAAUGUUCGUGGGUGAAGGUAAGUGUGAUUUGGGUAUCACUGGUGUAGACGAAGUCAAGGAAUCGGAGGUCGACGUGGAGCUGCCACUAGACUUGCAAUUCGGUGCAUGCAAACUGCAAGUCCAGGUGCCAGAAAACGGGCCAUAUACAAAGCCAGAACAACUGAUCGGAAAGACCAUUGUGUCCAGCUUCACGAAUUUGACCAAGAAAUACUUUGCAGAGCUCGAGGGCGUGCCCGUGGACCAGAUCACUACCAAGAUCAGAUACGUCGGCGGGUCUGUGGAGGCUUCGUGCGCGUUGGGCAUCGCCGAUGCCAUCGUCGACUUGGUCGAAUCGGGUGAGACCAUGCGUGCUGCGGGCCUAACAGACAUUUCCACAGUGCUAGAGACCAGUGCGCACUUGAUCGAGUCCAAAAACCCCAAGGGCGACCGUGACCUUUUGCAAACCAUCAAGUCGAGAAUUGAGGGUGUGAUGACCGCGCAAAAAUACGUUUCUUGCCACUACAACGCCCCCACAUCUAGUCUCCCUGAAGUGCUAAAGAUCACCCCGGGCAGAAGAGCUCCUACGAUCUCCAAGAUUGACGACGAAGGCUGGGUGGCCGUUUCUGCUAUGAUCGAGAGAAAGCAAAAGGGAAUUGUCAUGGACGAGCUCAAAAAGAAGGGCGCCGCUGACAUUAUGGUGUUUGAGAUUUCCAACUGUCGUGUUUAA
Molecule: messenger RNA, 894 nt
Organism: Lachancea meyersii CBS 8951
Lineage: Eukaryota; Fungi; Ascomycota; Saccharomycetes; Saccharomycetales; Saccharomycetaceae
Source: the annotation of a GenBank genome assembly